Molecule: messenger RNA, 2913 nt
Organism: Lepus europaeus (European hare)
Lineage: Eukaryota; Metazoa; Chordata; Mammalia; Lagomorpha; Leporidae
Gene: C2CD4A
Product: C2 calcium dependent domain containing 4A
Exons: 2
Coding region: 160-1293 (377 amino acids)
Source: RefSeq, a predicted model, not a curated record
CCGCCGCGCGCGCUUUGAAUUUCAGAGACUGCGCGUCUCGCCCACUCGGUGCCCCGGGCAGAACGCUGUGGACACCCGCCUGGCUCCAAACCCCAGGCUAACCAGCUGCAGCGGAGGGCCGCCCCCACUCCCCCACCCCGAUCCUGCACCUGACGCCCAAUGUGGUGCCUGGAGCGACUCCGCUGGAGUCCCGAGCGUCUCCUGAGGAGCGGAGAUGGAUUUUUCCCCGGCCGGGCUCGCCUGGCCAGGCCCCGCACGCCCAUCGCAUGCAUGAACGUGCUCACCCCUGAUCGCAUCCCUGAGUUCUGCAUCCCGCCAAGACUCGAACCCAGCCUGGCCUUGGCCGCGCUCCGGAAUUCUUGGAGCGAGGAGGCAGGGACCGAUGAGAGCGCCGGCCGCACCGACUGGGACCCGCGCUCGCAGGCCGCGCUCUCGCUGCCGCACCUGCCCCGCGCCCGCACCGCCUACGGCUUCUGCGCGCUGCUCGAGAGCCCGCACACCCGCCGCAAGGAGUCGCUCUUCCUCGGCAGCCGUGGUGCCGCGGCGCUCCGCCCCCGGGCUCACACCUACGGCGGCGGCGGUCGAGGAGGGGGAGGAGGAGACGGCGCGCUCGUGGCCCCGCGCUGCCCGCGAGCGCUGAGCGCGGCGCUCGCCACCAGCCCCGCAGCCCCCGGCGGCCACCGGCCGCCCCAGGAAGCGCUCGCCCCGCGGCUCCGCGGCCGCUGCCUCCUGCGCGCCCCCCACGGGCUGCUGAGCCGCGCGCUGCGGGCCCGGGGCAGCCCCGGCCUGGACCGCGCCCGCUCCGUUUCCAGCGGGGACGAAGACGAGGAGCGCGGCGCCCACCCCGGGGCCCCGGCCCCGGCCCCCGUGUCCCCGUCGCCGCCCCCGGGCCCGCGACCCGAGCGCCUGGAGGCCGAGGGCACCGUGGCUCUGGGGCGCGCCGGCUGCGCGCUGCGCCUGGCCGCCGAGUACUGUCCGGGCAGCGGGCGCCUCCGCGUCCGGUUGCUCCGCGCCGAGGGCCCGGCCGGGGGCGGCCCCGAGCCCCGCGCCGUCUGCUGCCGCGUCAGCCUGGUCCUGCAGGCGCCGGGCUCCGCGCGCAAGGCGCGCCGCGCCGUGCUGGGCCGCAGCCGCAAGGGCGCCCUGGACCAGGACUUCUGCUUCGACGGCCUCACGGAGGAGCAGGUGCGCCGCCUGGCCGUGCGCGUCAAGGCCGAGAACAAGGGCCGCGGCCUGGAGCGGGGCCGCCGGCUGGGCCAGGGCGAGCUGCCGCUGGGCUCGCUGCUGCUCCUCUGAGGACGCUGUCUGCCCGCCGGAGGACUGGCGGACACGCGGACGCUGACAGCCACAGUGUACAAAAGAAACGCGCGAUUUUUCUAAUCGGGCCUUUGUUUAGGUCGAGUGCUUACAGAGGUCGUCCUGGAGUAACCAUCACAGGAAAGGAUGUGCUGUGCGCAGAUACCUUCAAAACUAUUUGCAGCCAAUGGAAUGGGGCUCUGCAGUGUAGCCCUGGGUGCGGGGCCAGUUGCGUUUCACGUGCACCACACGCCGCUGCUGAGAAGUCAUGAGCCCCAGGAGAUGUGAGGACCGAGGGUGUCUGGGCGAUCGACUUGCUGAUGUCCUCGGUUUGUUCAUUUCCCAAUAUCCAUCGAGACCCUCUGAGGGCGUUUAUCCUAUCUGAAGCAUGAAGACCUCAGAUAAGAAAAGGAGCAAAUGAUCUGUCAGUGUGCACAGCGAGUUAUCAGUAAGCACUUCGAGUUAUCAGUAAACAUCUCGGUGUGGAAAUCUUAGGUACACCUCACUGGAAAACCACUAGAGAAAACGAAACAUGAGAAAUUAAACUAGUGUUCUAAGUUUCAGUAAUAGUCAUAAUAGCUUUCCAAGUAUUACUUCUUCAAACAGCCAGCAAAUGUAGGCUAUGCUAUGCCCACUUUACAGAUGAGGCUACUGAGGCAUAGACUCCCGAGUAGUCAUGAUCUGAAUCUAGGCAAUCUUUUACUCAUGUCAAAGGGCUCAUCUCAUUAAAACAGACUGGGCAGUUUCUGAAGUUGUUGCUCUGAGACAUCACAUUGCUCUUACUCUAGCAAACUGGUUGGAAUGAAGAUGGUAUCACCUCCUGCUCGUAACUUGGGCACUGACUUCAGCUUGUGGGUCUAGGACUGUCUGGGGAGGAAGCUGAGUGGCCCCGGGGGUGCGGGCCUUCGGGCUGGGAGGCAGCUCAUCUGUCAGGGCCAGCAGUCUGGAGCUCGCCUACAGCAUCCUUCCACCCCUGGCUCGCGGCCGUCCUGGUGUGCUGUGCCAGAGAAGGACUUGCCUUCAGCCCUCGCACCCACGGCCAGGGGUUCCUUCCUUAGGCAUGCUGGAAGGCACAUGUCCUAAAUGAGGGUUGAGGGAGUACAAGACGGUACACUGCGUGGGUGGUGGUAUAAAUGUGAUCCCAUGGCCUGUCUGGGCUCAGAAACAGUUUCUGUUUUCCCUUUAGGUGUGGACAGUGUUAUCAUGGGUGCUUGUGAAAAAUUCUAUCCAGAAGAGAGUUUUGCAACAAAGGCGUGGAUGGAAUCUGGGUUAUUGUGAUGGGUAUUCCUAAGGAAGACCCUUGAAUGAUCUCAAAGAAUAAUUCUAAACUCAAUGAGCCUAUCAAAAUCAACCAUAUUCAGAAGCUGGCAGCACUUGCACAAUGGAGUCACGGUGGUAGUUUGGUCUAAUGUGUCCUUUCAUCUAAUCAAACCCACUAUUUCCCUGGGCCUUCAAACCAACCAUUUUUUAAAAAUUGUAUAACCUUCAUGAUUUUAGAAUGUUGAUGGAGUAACUGCUAUUGAGUUCACAUAUGUAGUGGUUUAAAAGGAAAACUGUGAAAACAACUUGACUGUCUGAUAUUGUUGAGUUUUUCUGUUUUUUUUAAAAAAAUAAAAACAA